GCAUAAAAAACUCACCUACCCACCCCCCAUUUAUCUUCUUCAAUUCCAGUCUUCUCAUUCUCCGUUCCGGCUGCGCUUUUUCCUGGUUCAUCCCCGACAAACAGAUCUCUACCACAGCUAAGUAUUCUCAUCUCUCUCUCUGUCUAGCUUCUCAAUCCCUUUCUUCUUCGUUGGCUCUUGACUUCGGUCCGCUUCCAAGCUCGCGUCUUUGAUAAUCAGAUAUUUCGGAGAUCUAGGGUUUCAGGGUUCCUAACAUAAGUUGAUUCGGUUUGAUUUGUGGUUUAAGAGAAAUAACCUCAAUGAUUUCAGAAUUUUUAUGAUCCCUGUCAACCCCAUGCGUCGAAUUCGUCUGCUGCACUCCUUCUCUGUUGUGUUUCUAUACUGGUUCUACGUUUUCUCAUGAACGAUAACUUCUCUGGUUGAUCAUUUGUGCUCUAACCAUUAGAUCUGUAAAAUCCUAUUUCCUUCAUUUUUAACCAUCAUCCAAUCAAGUUUGUGAUCACCAUGCGGUAAGACGAUGGCCUCGAUUCAACGCACUGCAAGCUCGGGAUCCGAAGGCGUAGUAGACCCCCGAUAUGCCGGCUUCGAUGAGAGAAAGAGGAAGAGGAUGCUUUCCAACCGUGAGUCGGCGCGGCGAUCCCGCAUGAAGAAGCAAAAGCAAGUCGAAGAUCUUUCAAGCGAAAUUGGCCGACUUAAGGCUGAAAACGGUCGGCUAUUUGAGAGCAUAAAGGCCAAGGAAGAAGCACACGUUGAGAUCGAAUCCGUUAACAAUGUUUUGAGGGCUCAGACAACGGAGUUGACCGAUCGACUGCGGUUUCUGAACUCGAUCCUUGAGAUCGCUGAAGAGGUCAGUGGGCUUUCUGUUGAAAUCCCUGAGAUACCAGAUGCUCUCUUCAACCCAUGGCAGCUUCCUCUUCCAAUGCAGCCGAUCAUGGCGUCCGCGGUCGACAUGAUAAUGCAUUGAUGUAAUAGAAGCCUUUCAUAUUCCUGCUCCGUCCUUCUCUGUAUGGUGGGUUUGAGUAUAGUUAAACUAUGUCUAAUAGGUUUGCUGGUUUCCUCUGUCUCUGUUGGGCAUCGUCUAUUGUCUGUCUUUGAAUUAUUGAGUGCUUUUGUCAGACUUAAACGGUUCGUGUUCGUGUAGAUUGAAUUGAAUGGAGUGCUUUCGUGUUUGUCUUCUAAUAAAUGGCUUUGUCUUCUUUAA
This is a messenger RNA of Neltuma alba, 1201 nucleotides long. Its product is annotated as bZIP transcription factor 53-like. Bases 518 to 964 code for a protein of 148 amino acids. Gene Ontology annotation, cellular component: nucleus. Lineage: Eukaryota; Viridiplantae; Streptophyta; Magnoliopsida; Fabales; Fabaceae. The transcript has a single exon. The record is from RefSeq and is a predicted model, not a curated record. Gene Ontology annotation, molecular function: transcription cis-regulatory region binding; DNA-binding transcription factor activity. Gene Ontology annotation, biological process: positive regulation of DNA-templated transcription.